AUGAAAAAAGGAUCAAAGAAGGGCGCCGCACCAAAGACCGAAGAAAUUUUAAAGGCUGUGGUUCUGGCCGAUUCAUUCACGAAAGAAUUGAGACCCAUUACAUUGCAAGCACCAAGAUGUUUAUUACCAUUGAAUAACGUACCUAUUAUUGAAUAUGUGUUGGAAUUGUUAGCUGCUUCGGGUGUAAAAGAAAUAUAUGUCUUUUGCUGUCAUGGGGCUGAAAUGAUUAAACAAUAUUUAGCAAAUUCUAAAAAGUGGAAUACACCAAAUAGUGAUGUGAAAAUUAGCACAGUGGAAGGCACUGAAGCUGCAUCAGCAGGAGAUGCUCUCCGUAGAAUUCAUGAAUUGGAUGUGAUUAGAAAUGAUUUCAUUUUGAUUCAAGGUGAUGUGAUAAGCAAUUUGAAUUUAGCUCCGAUUGUAGAGGCUCACAAAAAAGAGAGAAAAGCAGACCCACAAGUAUUAACAACAUCCAUUUUCCGUAAAAUCACUCCUGAUGCCAUCAAUUUCUAUGAAGAGAGUGACACAGCUUGGAUUGCCAUUUCAGAAAAAAACAAACAAUUAUUGCAUUACGAAAAUGACAAGAAGGAAUCUUUAACCUUUGAAAUUGAAAUUCGCAAUUUUAAGGAAACAAAAGACGACAUCAAGGUGAUAUCAGAUGUCAUGGAUUGCAGAAUUGACAUUUGUUCACCUGAAGUUUUGGGAAUUUUCCAAGAUAACUUUGACUUUAAAGAUUUGAGAACUGACUUUUUGAAGAGCUACGUUUUAUCGGAAUCAGAGGUUGUGGCUUACAAAGUUAUUCCAUACAUUGAUCAUACAAAUUAUUCCGCAAGAGUUUGUAACCUUCGUUCGUACGAACUUGUCAGUAUGGAUCUCAUCAACAGAUGGAUGUACCCUGUUACACCCGACUCGAACUUUUCUGGAUCCACUUCUUUCAGAUAUUCUCGCCCAAAUAACUACUAUGAAUCAAACGUUUCACUUUCUAAAAGCUGCAUUAUUGGAGACAAUUGUCUCAUUGGAAGCGGAACCACCAUUGGAGAAAAUACCAAAAUUUGUAGCACCGUUAUUGGAAGAAAUGUGAAAAUUGGUAAUAAUGUUGUCAUUGAAGGAAGCUUCAUUUGGGACGAUGUUAUCAUUGAAGAUGGUGUGAAGAUAACAGCUUCGUUACUCUGCAACAAUUCUAAGGUUUGCAAUAACGCCGUUCUUGAAGUUGGCUCCGUUCUCUCAUUCAAUGUCGUGGUCGGUCCUGAUUUCACUGUUAAAGCACAUAAUCGAUUGACAACCAAGAUGGCUCUCAAGGACGAAUAUAAGGAUCAAGACGAAGAAGAAAUAUCGUUUGAAAAUGCCUUUGCUGCUGCAAGACAAAGAUCUAAUGAAUUUAUAGCCAUAACCGUUGACAGCGACAAGAAUUAUGUUGGUGAAGGUGGUGUUGGUACGAUUUAUGAAUUGCCUCCUUCAUUGGGAGAACUUUUAACAAACCGAAUAGGAGUCACACAGUCAGAAAUUGACAUGUUACAAAAAUCGCAAACUCUUCUCGAAAACACCUACAAAAAGCCAGUCUCUUCACAUGAUAUUAAGGAUGAAGCUGUAUUUAUUGACGAGGCUAGGGCAGGUAUGAAGAGAGCCAUCGCAGAGAACCACUCCAUUGAAAAUGCUAAACUUGAAAUGAACUCGUUAAAAUUUGCCUAUGAUAGCAGCUUUGAAGAUUGUGCUGCUGCCACCUUGACAGGAAUUAUUUUGUAUUGUGACAAGGAAGCAUCAACACCUACAGAAAUGAUUGGCCUUUUCCAAAAAGUACUCGAUGGAGGUGACGGAAAAACUUCAUGGAAAGAACUUUUAAUUGAAUUUUUGGAUAUUGGAACAAAGCCACAAGUCCAAUUAUUGACCGAGCUCUUGUACUUUGUUGCAAGUGAUGAAGGAUUGAAGUUUAAGGAUUUACUGAGAUACUUUGUUCAAAUUCUUUACAACAAAGAUGUUGUAUCUGAUGACUCUAUUAUUGAGUGGUAUGAAGAGUUUGAGGACGAUGAUGAAUUGAAGACUAUUCUUUCUUCGUGCAAGGAAUUGGUUAAAAGCAUCGAGGAAGGUGAAGAUGAAGAGGAAGACGAAGAAGAAGAAGACGAAGAGGAAGAAGAUGAGGAUGAGGAGGAAGAAGAAGAUGAUGAAUAA
Messenger RNA from Naegleria fowleri, 2163 nucleotides. RefSeq lists its product as uncharacterized. Lineage: Eukaryota; Heterolobosea; Eutetramitea; Acrasida; Naegleriidae. The transcript is spliced from 4 exons. The coding region runs from base 1 to 2163 and encodes 720 amino acids. Gene Ontology annotation, cellular component: eukaryotic translation initiation factor 2B complex. Gene Ontology annotation, biological process: biosynthetic process. Gene Ontology annotation, molecular function: translation initiation factor activity; translation initiation factor binding; guanyl-nucleotide exchange factor activity. The record is from RefSeq and is a predicted model, not a curated record.